CCACUUCACUGCCACUGUGACUGUUGCUCGACCAACAACGAAGCCAACCUUUCGUCUUUUCUACUGAUAACCUUUUUCAUUUUUGGUGUCAAUUGAAUACGAUUUUACUUUUUUAUUCGUCACAUCGAUUCGAAACAAAUUUUCCUAUCAAUUGCUGUGUAUUUUAAAAUUUUGCAAAACCAUUUAAUCAUUUGUAUUCGAACCAGCAAAGUUGUCGGUCAGUGUGUCGUCGGCAUAGAAAGUAAAGCAAUUCUCUCUUCUAAAAAUGUCCAUAACCGCAAAAGUGUUACAAAGUGCCGUGCGAGUUGCUUGUGCUUCUAGAAUUAGAUAUUCUGCUGCUAAUCAACAGAUUAGAUGUCUUAGUUUAACUAGCGUUAGAGCCGCAGAACGACUCUACACCGACAAACACGAAUGGGUAACAGUCGAUAAAAAUGUUGGCACAGUCGGUAUCUCGAACUAUGCUCAAGAAGCGCUAGGAGAUGUUGUUUACGCUCAAUUGCCUGACCCAGGCACAGACCUGACAUUACAUCAAGAAUGUGGAGCUCUCGAAAGUGUUAAAGCUGCCAGUGAAGUCUACUCACCCGUGUCUGGAACAGUUGUGGAGAAAAACACCGAAGUAGAAGAAUCACCAGCGUUGAUCAAUACAAAUUGUUACGAUAAAGGUUGGCUCUUUAAGGUCGAUUUAGCUGAUGCUGAAGAAUUGAAAAAGCUGAUGAAUGAAAAUCAGUAUCAAGAGUAUUUAAAGACAGAUGCACAUUGAUUUUAUUUUAAAAGCCCUAAAUUAUUUAAAUUAAGUAUGUUUUUUUGUGUGCUGUAACAAAUUAAUUAUUAUUUCUUAAGAAAAGUUGGA
Episyrphus balteatus (marmalade hoverfly) is the source of this 850-nucleotide messenger RNA. RefSeq names its product glycine cleavage system H protein, mitochondrial (gene ppl). Lineage: Eukaryota; Metazoa; Arthropoda; Insecta; Diptera; Syrphidae. Bases 266 to 760 code for a protein of 164 amino acids. The transcript is spliced from 3 exons. Gene Ontology annotation, biological process: glycine decarboxylation via glycine cleavage system; protein lipoylation. Gene Ontology annotation, cellular component: glycine cleavage complex; mitochondrion; cytoplasm. The record is from RefSeq and is a predicted model, not a curated record.